This is a messenger RNA of Gadus morhua (Atlantic cod), 5415 nucleotides long. RefSeq names its product SH3 and PX domains 2B (gene sh3pxd2b). The coding region runs from base 610 to 3588 and encodes 992 amino acids. The record is from RefSeq and is a predicted model, not a curated record. Lineage: Eukaryota; Metazoa; Chordata; Actinopteri; Gadiformes; Gadidae. The transcript has 15 exons. Gene Ontology annotation, cellular component: cytoplasm. Gene Ontology annotation, molecular function: protein binding; phosphatidylinositol binding; superoxide-generating NADPH oxidase activator activity. Gene Ontology annotation, biological process: superoxide anion generation.
UCGUGUGCAGUUCUUCCACAUUGCAUGCGUUGUUGAAAUAAAAACUGAAGUAACGAAAGCCUAUUCACUUUGAGUGUCAGCGGAUUUUAACAAAUCACAUAAACUCUGGCAUAGACACUGGAACCAGCUAAAGACCUGAAUUAAUUUAUCACACUCCCUAAAGGUGAACAUGAAAACCCUUGUUCGUGGCCAAUUGUUGGAUUGUCCAUGUCCUCCCAUACAGCCGCUGUAGGAUUAUGCCACAGUUGCAUGAAGCAUGAUAUGCAUCUUCAGUGGUUAAUGCCAGUAAACCAGUGUACUGUCCCAGUGGUGUGGAAUGGGAGCAGCAGGCACUGGUGAGCUAGGAUAGGCUGGGAGUCUGGUUGCAGCAGAAUACGGGACGAGGCUCCUUGGCUCAUAUACUUAUAGUCCGCCUCUUCGCUGGGCAGGAAAUCUGACGUCGAUCGCUUACAAAGGAAAAUCCACAGUGGUUGCAGAAGUCUCGAAGUCAACCUGACCAGCAGCGGGGAGAAAAAAAAACAUAAUUCCAGUUUCUUUAUAGUAUUGGAUCUAUUUGUUCAACCUCCCAGGACUUGUAUUUGAGGAGAAGGGCAGCAGAAGAGGGACACCAUGCCACGGCGGACCGUGCAAGAAGUCACCGUGCAGGACGUCCAGAAGCGGAGGAACCCCAACAAACACUAUGUUUACAUCAUCAAAGUGUUGUGGAGCGAUGGGAGCACAGAGACCAUCUACCGGCGAUACAGCAAGUUCUUUGAUCUACAGAUGGAGUUGUUGGAUAAAUUCCCGGUGGAAGGGGGCCAGAAAGACCCCAAGCGGAGAAUCAUUCCUUUCCUUCCAGGAAAGAUUCUGUUUCGGAGGAGCCAUAUCAGAGAUGUCGCCAUGAAGCGUCUGCGGCCCAUCAACGAGUACUGCAUGGCCCUCACCCAGCUGCCCGUGUACAUCUCGCAGUGUGAGGAGGUCAGGGUGUUCUUCGAGACCAGACCUGAAGACCUCAACCCACCCAAGGAGGAACCCAUUGGAAAGAAGAAAUCAGGGCUUGUGGCGAGAGCGUCUUCUUUCCUAAAGCGAGGGGACACAAGCUCCACAGACCUGCUGCUCCUGGACCAGUACGUGGCUGUCACGGACUACGAGAAGCAGGAGAGCUCGGAGAUCGGCCUGCACGUGGGCCAGGUGGUGGAGGUCAUCGAGAAGAACGAGUCCGGCUGGUGGUUCGUGAGCACCGACGACGCCCAGGGCUGGGUCCCCGCCACCUGCCUGGAGGCCCAGGACGACCCCGACGACUUCUCCCUGCCGGGGGACGAAGUGCCUCGGAGGUUCUGGUCUUUGCCCCGGACCCUGCGCCGCAGAACCCUCGGGGAUCUGUCCAGCGCAGGCUGCGGGCCAGAGGAGAAGUACUCUGUGGUGUACCCCUACGCGGCCCGGGACCAGGAUGAGAUAGACCUGGAGAAGGGCAUGGUGGUGGAGGUGAUCCAGAGGAACCUGGAGGGCUGGUGGAAGAUCAGGUAUCAGGGCCGCGAGGGCUGGGCCCCGGCCUCCUACCUGACCAAGGUGGACAUGCAGGCCCAGAAGCAGUCAGCAGGGGGCGCUGCCAAUGCCAGCACCAGCGACCUGGAGGGAGCGUCUAGACAGAACCAGCUGAACAACGGGGCUAAAGACCCCCAGAAGGAGCCCAAGCUGUCCCCCUUCUCCGAGGGCAGCAAGCUGAAAAUGGGUUUGCGACAGAGACCUCCGCCACGCAGAGACCUCACCAUCCCGCGUGGGGCCAACCUGCCCAAGCCCCCCGUCCCGCCCCAGGUGGAAGAGGAGUUCUACACCAUCGCCGACUUCCAGACCACCAUCCCCGACGGCAUCAGCUUCCAGGCCGGCCUCAAAGUGGAGGUCAUCGAGAAGAACUCCAGCGGCUGGUGGUACAUCCAGAUCGAGGACAAGGAGGGCUGGGCCCCCAUCACCUUCAUCGACAAGUACAAGAAGACCAGCAGCGCCCUGCGGCCCAACUUCCUGGCGCCGCUCCCCAACGAGAUGGAGAAGCUGAGGCUGGAGGACGGGAACGCCGCCGCCGCCGCCGCCGCCGCCUCGGCCGCCUCGGCCCCGGAGGACAGCUGGUCCAAGCCUCUCCCGGACGAGCCCGGCGCCGCCACCGCUGAGGCCUUCGCCAGGCCCAAGCUGAGGGAUUGGAAGUCCGGCGGCAGCAAGGGCUCCUCGGCGCUCUUCUCGGAGCCCCUCCCCCCGGCGCCCUCCGCCCCCCCGCUGGAGGAGAAGCCGGCGCUGCCCCCCCGCCGGGAGUCCAUCAACAAGGGCUUGGAGGCGGAGCCGCCCGAGAGGCCCAAGGCCGAGCUCUGUAAGCCCCUCCCGCCCAAGCCCCCGGCCCCCGGUGCCCUGGGGGGCCCCAAGCCCCCUGCCCCGCCGGCCCUGCUGGCCCUGGGGGGCCCCAAGGUGCCCCCCCCCUUCCGGCAGGAGAGACCCGCGGAGCCCAAGAAGGAGGACAAGAACAAGGCCCUGCACCUGAAGAACGAGAUGGGGCUGGAGUGCGGCCACAAGAUCUCCGCCAAGGAGGUGAAGAAGUUCAACCUGAAGCCCGUCCCCAAGCAGCCCCCCAAGCCGCGGGCCGAGCCCCCCGAGGAGAACCCCGAACCCGCCGGACCCGCGCUCUUCAUGAAGCCCAAGCCCGGGGUCCGGCCCAAACCGGUCCCGUCCGCCAAGCCCGAGGCCCCGGCGGAGAACCGGCUGGACAUCACCAACCUGCGGAGCAAGCUGAGGCCCGCAAAGCCCGCGGAGCCCGGGGCCCCCGAGGCCGGAAGCCACCCGGCCCCCGGCCCCCCGCCGCCCAGCAGCUCCCACCCGAGCCCCCCUCUGGGCCCCGCCCCCAAGCACUUCCCCAGCCCCGCCCUCCUGAACAACGGCAAACACGCCGACGAGCCCCGGCUGCCGCCCAAGCAGCUCAACGGCCACGCCCACGAGAGCUCCCCCCCGCCCGCCAAGCCGGGCCCGCCUCCCCACAAGGAGCAGCCCCAGAGGCCUCCCGCCCUGGCCCCCCGGAGGCCGCCGCCCCCCAAGAAGACGGACCCGUCCAGCCCGACCGAGACCCCCAGGACCCCCCCGCACUUCCCCAAGGAGGCCCCGGAGGCCCCCAAGCCCGAGCUGCCUCCGCAAAGCAGACCCCCGCCUCCAAAGCCAAAGGCCUUCGUGCUCCCGCCUCCGCCCAGGGAGAGGGAGGAGCCUAAGGCCUUCGUGCUCCCGCCCCCGCCCAGGGAGAGGGAGGAGCCUAAGGCCUUUAUGCUCCCGCCUCCACCCAGGGAGAGGGAGGAGCCUAAGGCGAACAAGAUGCCCAUCCCCCCCAAGCCUCAGCUGAAGACCAAGAAGCCGGCGCCGCCCAGAGACAAGCUGCCGCCCCUGGUCAGGGAGGCGGGCCGCGACCAGCUGUACCUGGCCGUGGCCGACUUCGAGGGCGACGAGCAGACGGCCGGCUUCAAGGUGGGCACCGUGUUCGAGGUGAUGGAGAAGAACGGCAGCGGAUGGUGGUUCUGUAAAAACGCCGGCGAGGAACACGAGGGCUGGAUCCCUUCAAACUACCUGAGCAAGAAGCCCUAGGUACUAAGCGACGGCACCACCCUCCUGCCUUAUCUUUUGUUAUACGUUUAAAACAAAAAAAAAAUCACUACUUUGUAUUUAAUUUGAUUUUUCAUUUUAUUUAUAUGUAUCCUUUUUUUUUAUUUGUUAUUGUUACAUUCCUUUUUUAUACACAGUACGUGCUUUUAGUGAGCGUCAACCAGCAAUGAGCCCUUGUUACGCGGGGUUCUUAGACGUUUUUUUUAUCAAAUAAGCCUGUUUGUUUGCUUUACUUUUGGGUGCCAUAUAUAGAGCUGAAGGGAGCCUCCGAUUUGCAGUCGUUUAUGUCGGGGUUGUUGAAAUGUUGUGUGCCAUCGCCUUCGAUGUUACUGUGCCUCAGUAUGAUACGCAAAAUGCUUGAUGUGUUUUAGAUAUAUGCAAUUCAAAUGAUCAUUGUUUGUUAUGGAUAGCUUUAAAAAAAGAGAAUAGGAACAGAUGCUGCCGCAUUAAAUACUGGCUUAUGUUUGCUUUCCACAAACACAAAAAAUUCAAUCAAUCGGUAAAAAAAACAUUUUGGGCACAAGUGGUAAAAUAAUGUAUAAUUCUGGGGCAUUACUUUGCCCGUUUGGACAGGAGACAGAAGAUGGACAGGAAAGUAGGUUGAGGGAUUGUAGUAAAUAAUCACAGGCUGGGACCAAACCAGGGUGGCCACGAGGUCUUACGUCUGCGUGGGGGGCUGGCUCACUGAGGGUUCGCCACCCCCUGAAUCCAAUUAUCUUUUGGUCAAGAAAAAGUAUUCCUGCCAACAAAAUGUUUCUCUUUUAUAUAUACAUAAUUUUUUUUUUUACAUGUUUUUCUUCGACUGCAUAAUCAAUUCAGCAGUAAUUCUGUUAAAAAUAUGUGCACUUUUAAUCCUUUGUUCAAGUGAGUUUGCACAUGCUACAGAAAGUGGGAUAUACCAAGUGGGUUUUUUCUUUACGUUCUUGUUUACACUCAAAACGGAUAAAUCCAAAAAGGUUUUCUGUAAAUACAGAACACAUCCAAAUCGUCUCCUCUAGAUCGUCCGUCUGGUUUACAAAAGGAAGGAUUGGAUGCCAAUGAGGUCUUGUAAAAACAAUUCAGUAUUUUUCAGUCUAUUCUCGUUUGCGAGCCAAACCUUGUUCAGAUGAAACCAUCAAAUAAUAUUUUACAUGAACGCUUGACUGGUCUCAAGUGUUGUAGGUAAACUAAAAAUAGUUUUUAAUGUACAGAAAUAAAGUCUUUAACUUCUUACUUUUCAUCGACGGGGUGUUAUCUUAAAUAAACAAUUUUAGAAACACAAAGGGUCAAAAAAAGAGCAGUUGGCUUUUCAAGAAAAGAAUGGAACGUUCCAGAGAAGCCUGACAAUAUCAAUAAAAUAAAUUAAUAACAAUUGUUGGUGACAGUCACUAAAGCACUUAUAUCGUCUUCAUGGUAGAUAAUUCAAAAUAUUUUGCUGUUUAUUGCUAAAGAUUGCUACAACACAUUAGCUUAAUAGCAUUGAAGCGCCUUUGACAAAACUAGACAAUAUAGUUUGGACUAAUGAUGUUCUGCCUCUAGUUGCUUUGUGUUGAAACACACUAUAAGUUUGUUUUCAGAGUGCUAUUGUGUCUAUCCCAAUGCCCGUUUGUGAGCCUUCCACAAGGUACAGCUACUGGUUAGUCAGUGUUAAGCUUCGUAUUUCAAAAGGUUCAAAGGGAGGAAAGCAUUCAUUUCAAAUCUACAAUGAUAAAAAGUUUGGAACGGUUGAACGAUUCCUUCAGUACUGUAUUCGGCCCCUUUGUUUGCCUAUGUCCUGUAUUUCUCAGACUUAUCUUACUGUCAUGAAGCCAAUAAACAUUUCCAACCUUA